Marchantia polymorpha subsp. ruderalis is the source of this 2566-nucleotide messenger RNA. The record is from the annotation of a GenBank genome assembly. NCBI's taxonomy places the organism in Eukaryota, Viridiplantae, Streptophyta, Marchantiopsida, Marchantiales, Marchantiaceae.
UCAAUGAACGAUGUUAUCAGCCUUGUAAUUUAUACUGAAGCUAUGUAUCAUCACAAAAAUUAUCCGUCAACAUAUCCAACGCUUUUUCUCUGCCUGGCUGGACCCGAUGGCGUAUUUUGCACCCUCUGUUGACACCACUUACAGGAACGAGCAUUUAUACGGCAAAUGGAAGCCCCCGUAUGGAAGGGAAGGGAAGGGAAGGGAAUGGCGCCGCCAGGACUUAUGUCUGCGUACAUUCUGUUGACCGAAGGUUCUUGAUGCGCCUCGAUCGCUUCAACGUCUUCCGAUCCACUUCUUUGCGCACGAGACGAUGCUCUUGCAUGGAUCGCGCGAUUCUUUGCAAAAGUGCUGGACCCGAAGAAUCUUCACCGCCACCGAUCGAAUCGAUCGAGCCCGCGAGGAACAGAGCUGAGUCAGUGUAACGGACUCGGCUCGGCUCGGCUGCUCGAGUGUUUCAGAUCCAUCCGAACAGACCCCAGCAUUCGCAUUUUUGCAUCGGGCAAAAAUCUUCAGCCGUCAUCGAAUCGCAUCGAGUACUCCGUCGGGCCGAGCAAUUCUCUCGACAUCCCGUCCUGCGAUACAUUCAGCUCGGAGAGGAAUCUCACACUGUCCCUGAACGAUGUGCCGACCGUGUCGUCGAUCGCAACUCUGAGCAUCACUCUCACUCGCAGGCUCGAGAUUCUCGCCGUCUGAAGAGAAACCGAGAGCUUGAAUUCGCAGGCAGACGCUCAUGUAAGAAGUCACGUGCAGAAACCAGUUUCUGUCCGACGAUGGAAGGACGAAAAUGGGCAAUGAGCCAGACACAGAUGCCGAGGACGAGGAGCCGAUGGCGGGAGGAGGCGGCGGCGGCGCUGCUGCUGGCGCUGUGCUGCGGGCUGUGGCAGGCCGGCGGAGCUCGCGCAGCAGGCUCGCCGGCGGGCCUGUUCCCGGGCAUGUUCAUCUUCGGCGACUCGCUGGUCGACAAUGGCAACAACAAUUUCCUGGCCACUCUGGCUCGCGCCGAUUUCCCCCCGAACGGCAUCGACUUCGGCCCCGGCUGGCCCACCGGCCGCUUCUGCAAUGGCCGCACCAUCGCCGACUACAUCGGCCUGAUGGUGGGCAUCGAUCCCGUGCCAGCCUACCUAGUUUUGCUGCAGACAGAGGAGGGACUGGAAGGAUUUACGAAUGGAGUGAAUUUUGCCUCCGGUGCUGCUGGAAUUCUUGAUGACUCGGGCUAUAACUAUUUGGGGCGGAUUCCCAUGUCACAACAGUUGGGGUAUUUCGCGAACCUGAAGGAGGACCUCAUUGCCCGUAGAGGAGAAGAGGCGACCACCAAGUUUUUAGCAAGGGCCCUUUACUUCGUAGUACUGGGAAGCAACGACUAUCUGAACAACUACCUGCAGCCCAACUCCGCAGCCCGGAAGGUCUACAGCCCCAAAGCUUAUCAGGACCUGCUCGUGACAACAUUCUCGCAGCAGCUCAAGGCGAUGUAUACCAUCGGGGCCAGGAAGAUUCUGCUGCCGGGAGUGGGACCAUUGGGCUGCAUCCCCAACGAGCUCAACGUUUUCAAGAGUGCUAAUGGAAGUUGCAUUGAGGACCCCGUGAACAAGCUGGUUCGAGGUUACAACUCGGCAAUCAAGCACGCGGCGGAGCUCCUGGUGAAGAGGCACAAGGGCCUGCACAUUCUGUAUGCGGAUGCCUACAAGCAGCUCAUUGCUUUCACAGAGAACAGCACCAAAUACGGCUUUGUGAAUGCAGACACUUCAUGUUGCGGACAAGGAAACUAUGGAGCAGAGGUGCCCUGCAUACCAACAACGCCAUACUGCAAGGACAGAGACUCGUAUGUGUUUUGGGACCGCCAUCAUCCUACCGAUAGAGCGAAUUAUCUGAUAGCCAAUGCAUAUGUCUAUGGAUCAGAGGACGGUGCUAUAUCUCCUAUGACCAUUCUGCAGUUGGCUGCAGUUUAGUUAGAACUUUGUAGACUCUUCUUUCUAUGCUAAAACAAAUUGGAACCAAUUCCGAAGGCUCAUGCCCAAAAAUGUUGGCUUUGAAUACAACCUACGUUGAGGUAGACACUGUAAAGAAAUUUCAGAUUGUGCAGCCUGGGGCAUGGUUAUAUUUUUGCACGUACUUUGUAUCCAGGUGAGAGAAAAAAAUCAUGUUACCUUUUGUCGGCAGGGCAGAGUUUGACCACUCGGUAAAAGGUUGGAUUCGUGAAUUGUGAUUUUGUCUGAUGUCAAGAGAAGAUGGUUCGCCUAGUUUGUAGACAUGUCAUUCUUAGGUCAGAUGCUCUUACAAAAAUCUGAUAUCAAAGUCAGACAUGAUUUUCUGAUAUUUAUCUCCACUCAUUGGUGUCAACAAAGCAACCAUCUGUCCUCAGGUUUACAUUCUAGCCUAGACAGUAGACACUAGAAGCUCAUAUCUACACUUCAGGUUCACGAAAACGUUCACAGCACAACUGACAGCACUUUGGUUUUCCUCGUGUAACGGAAACCUUAAAUUGCAAAGACAGUUACUCUGGAACUAUUAUUGGAUAUCUUCGCCCUCCUGCGAUGAAACAAUCCUGAAUAACAUAGAGAUUUAGGCA